AUGGGGCCUCCGCCGAGCGCAGCUGCGUUCGCCCCGUCGAAGAGGGGGCCGGCGGCGGCUGGAUGGAGAGCUGGUACGUCUCCGCGGUCCCCGCCCGGACGGGCCCUCUCGGAUGGAGGUCCUGGACGAGUUCGACAGCGAGAUUCCCCCGAGCGUGACCUUCUGCCAGCGCAUCUCCGAGGAGGACUUCGAGAGACAGGCGGCGACCUACACCAAGCGCGCGCUGCGCCGCCUCUUCCGCAGCAUCGACCGCAACCCGAAGCUGGCGAGCGGGUGGUGCGCAGGGGCAAGCAGGCCGAGUGCGAGCGGCGCGGGCUCCUCUCCUUCCUCUGGGCGAAGUUCUUCUGUGCUGUCCAGGGGGAGCUGAACUACUGCAACUGCGUGGGCGCCGGGGAGAUACAUCGGCGCCUGGAGCAGCUGAGGAGGAGCAUCUACCGCGCGCACCUCUACUCCCAGGAUGCCAAGAAGAGGAGGAAGCGGAAGUUGAAAAAACCAGAACCCAUCCUCUUGAGGGACCGGUCAACCUCCCCGUGUCUGCCACCAACCCUGCUGCCACCUCUGCCACUGCCACCACCUGCCACCACCAUGGCCUCCGAGGUGGCUCCAUCGCCUUCUGUCUGCACUAUGCCCAGGGUUUUUGGUCCUUACAAUCCGCUGCCCUGCAAGUCGGUCAGUGGGCACAUCCCCCACUCUAUGCGGCCCUGGGAGGGACCGCCUCUGCCCCCUGCUCAGAACCACCCCAGCAGCUCUCCCACACCCACAACAGUGGCUCUCAGAACUUUGUUUUAA
Ceratotherium simum simum (southern white rhinoceros) is the source of this 789-nucleotide messenger RNA. The record is from RefSeq and is a predicted model, not a curated record. Lineage: Eukaryota; Metazoa; Chordata; Mammalia; Perissodactyla; Rhinocerotidae.